Messenger RNA from Sus scrofa (pig), 1077 nucleotides. The record is from RefSeq and is a predicted model, not a curated record. Lineage: Eukaryota; Metazoa; Chordata; Mammalia; Artiodactyla; Suidae.
AUGGCUCUUCCGAGAGGGGUUCUUGAACUGGACGGUAAGACCUCCCGGGAGUCAGGAGCCGAGUUAGGCUUCGGAUUGACCCCCGAGGUGCAGACGGGUGGGGUCGGUGGCCUCCCGGCUCCCAGCUUUCGGGGGCGCGUCCGCACAGGGCACCGCCCACCUUGGGGGCCUCAGGUCCAGGCCCGUCACCCUCCCCGCCCGACCGCCCCCGAGCCGCGGCGGGCGGGCAAAGCCUGGGGCCCGGCUGAGCGCGGAGGAGGGCAGCGAGCCUCCGCGCCCGGGCCUCGGGUGCCCGCCGCACGCCACGAGGGCGCGGGGGAAACCCACUACUUCCCGCCCAGGAACGACGCCCAGCUCCUGGCUCCGGCUGGGGGGUGUUCUCGCGAGAGGAGAGGGGGCGCGGGGAAGCCCGCGGACGUGGGCCUGUGGGGAGGGGGCAGAAGCAGCGGGCCGGCCGGGGACGCGGGGAAACCGCUCCCGCCAGUCGCGGAGCGCCAGCCCCUGACGUCAGGAGUUUUCCUCAAAGUCAACAACAAGCCCCGCGGCGGCGGCGGCGGCCGCAAGAGCCGAUCGGCGGCGGCCCCGUGGGGGAGGAGGGGGUGGGGAGGCGGCGGCGGGGCCCCCAGCGGGGCGCGGCCCGAGAGGAGGCCGCAGACCCCCGACCUGCUCCGGGCCGCCGGGGCCCUGAGCCUCCGCCCGCCGCCGCCGCCGCCUCGCCUCGCCGGCGCGACCCGGCCCCCGCCCGAGCGGACUCCGCGGCCCGGCCCGGCCGGCUCCCUCCCUCCCUCCCCUGCAGCCCGCCGCCUGCCCUCCCGCCGGCCGCACCGGGCUCCAGGGGGGCCAGAGGCUCUGCGGGGUGGGGGGAGGACAGGAGGGGAGGAGGAGGGAGGGGGACCCCCGAGUCGCCCCCUCUCCUCCCCCCGCCCCCCGGCUCCAUCCUCUGCCGCCGCCCGAGCAGCUGCGGGGCCGCCGCCGCCGCCUUUGCAGGUAACAGCCACCGCCCCCCCACUCUCGCCCCCUCCCAGCCGCGCCCGCACUCCCUCCGGGCCCCCCUCGGGCGGGGGCGGCGGUCGGUGA